Messenger RNA from Ictalurus furcatus (blue catfish), 1465 nucleotides. RefSeq names its product zinc finger protein 830 (gene znf830). Gene Ontology annotation, biological process: mitotic DNA replication checkpoint signaling; nuclear DNA replication; mitotic DNA damage checkpoint signaling. The record is from RefSeq and is a predicted model, not a curated record. The transcript has a single exon. Gene Ontology annotation, cellular component: nucleus; spliceosomal complex. Lineage: Eukaryota; Metazoa; Chordata; Actinopteri; Siluriformes; Ictaluridae. Bases 76 to 1083 code for a protein of 335 amino acids. Gene Ontology annotation, molecular function: zinc ion binding; nucleic acid binding.
UCAUUUUCCUGCGCCCAAAGCCCAACCGCACAGCUCGAUGUUACACACGAUAAUUUCAAGCUAACGCUUCACACCAUGGCCUCUAAAGCAGCGAAAGGUAAAAAGGUGGUGAAUCAGGAGGAACUGCGGCGGCUGAUGAGGCAGAAGAAGCAGCAGGCCGAGCGGCAGAAACGCGUCGAGUCUCCGUACGCCAAGUACAACAGCCUGGGUCAGCUGAGCUGCGUGCUGUGUAACGUGCAGGUCAAGACCGAGAUCCUGUGGCAGGCUCACGUGCUGGGAAAACAGCACAAAGAUAAAGUGUCAGAGCUCAAACAGGGGCAGAGCGUGGGGAAAGUCCCUGAAGCUCCACAGACUUCCACACUGAAGAGGAAAGCUGCAAAACCGGAAGUGUAUGAUGGGAAAAAGCCUAAAGCCUCAGGUGCUGAUUUCCUCCAGGGUAAGACUGCUACAAGUGGACCAAGUGCAGGAUUCGGACUCCUAGCUGGAUACGAUGAUGAUGAUGAUGAUGAUGAUAAAUCAGGUCAAGUUCCAAGCGACGUAAAGCAGCCGGGUCCUGCGUCUGAUGAACUUCCUGCUGAUUUCUUCGACAGCAGCGUCCCUGGAGUCGCAUCCGCCCCCGCCUCCGCCCCCGGCGUGUCUCACUUGCAAUCCAUCUCCAUAGCCAAGGCGGCGGAACCCGUAAAGAAGAUAGCCAAAAUGGCAGAGGCGAUUCCCGAAGGCUUCUUCGAUGACCCGGUCCGAGACGCCAAGGUGCGAAACGUGGAGACUCCGAAGGACCACAUGGACAAGGAGUGGGAGGAGUUUCAGAAAGAGAUUCGGCAGGUGUCCAGCCAAUCGGAGGCCAUCGUGGCCGAGGAGGACGAGAAAGGGCGCUGCGAGAGGCAGAUCGACGAAAUCGACGAGCAGAUCGAGUGCCUGCGCAGGGUCGAGGUGUUGCGCGCCAGACAGGAGGCCGUCAAGAACAAAGUGAAGAAUGAGAUGCUGGAGGACGUCUCCGAAAGUAGUGGUGAGGAGGAGGAAGAUGAGGAGGAGUUGAUGAAUGUGUUGGGUAGAGACUGGAGAGCCAAAGGAGCGCUCGCGUAGCCUCGCGUCUCUUUCCAAACCUUCCAGUGAAGACCUGGUGCAAUGUGGAGAUUUGUAUCUCUUCAGUGUUACAGAGAUACAAGUUAGAGCUCAGUUUGUCGUUCUUCCUGUCCGACUGUCCUGCUUCCUUCCAGUUCGCUAUUACAGCUUGAAAUUUCAUCACGUGGGAUUUCAUGGAAUUUCCCCCUCCUACCCCCAAAAAACGCGUGAACAUCAGAGUGUGUACUGUACGUCAUGCAGAGUGAAACUUCUGAACAAAUCAUUUUUGCCUCUGGACUACAUUUUCAUCGUUCCUCUGCGGUCAAGUAACAACUAGAAAAAGAAAAUCUACAACAAACUACUUCUUGGUUGUCUUUUGUAAAAUAAAACUUUUUUCAUUUUC